AGGUCUCAGAAGGGACAGCAUCGCCAUCGCCAAUUCGCCAUCGCAAAAUGCAGGCGCUCCUACUCCCCGCGCGGCCCGCGCCGGCGGCGGCGGCGGCGCUUAGGCAUCCCGUAGUUUCCGCGUCCGCGUAUGCGUCGCAGGCCCGCUGCUCUCUACUCGGCGCCGCCGGUCGCCUCAGCUUGGGGGUCCGCGGAUGCGCCCGGCGGCCCCUCGCAGUGGCGGCGGCGUCGUCCUCGUCCUCGCCGGGACCACUCUACCCGACGCCUCCACCCACCGAGCAGGAGGUGGAGCGGGUGAAGCUCGAGCAGGUUAUGAGGAGACUAGAGAAAACAGCAAGGUAUUUCAAGAAUUUGGGUACCUUUGGGUUCUGGUCCCAGUUGGUGUGCACAAUUGUUUCUGCUGGAAUUUUGUCCUUCUCUACUGUUGUGACGGGGAAGGUGACUGCACCCUUUACAUUCUACGCAACUGCUGCUGGUAUUGCUGCUGCAUUUAUUUCAGUCUUCUGGUCAUUUGGUUAUAUUCGUCUCUCUGAAAGGCUUAGAAGAACAGCAAAAGAACCUGCUAAGGCUCCUCCACGCGCCGAUGUUGUUAAGAGUCUCAAAAAUGGCAUUGUGCUUAAUAUUCUGGGGAUGGGCGCUGCUGUUCUGGGGAUGCAGGCAACUGUUGGUGCUUUGGUAGCAAAAGCUCUCACAACCUCUUCAGUACCCUAUUAUCAGGCUACCCCUGGCCAAAGCCCCGUUUUGGCUCUGGACGUUUUCCUAGUCCAGGCCUCGGCGAACACCAUCCUGUCGCACUUCCUGGGGUUAGCGAGCACCCUGGAGCUUCUGCGCUCGGUGUCCCUGCCGCCCCCCGCAGAAGCCGCCCCAGCCCCUGCCCCUGCCCCUGCUGCCCCUGCGCGGGCCUGAAGCCGAAGUCCAAGAGAGGCCUGCACCUGUUGUUCCGGAUUUGUAUGUAGAAGAACUAGCAUCAGGGUUGACACACCGAUGCAUUUGCGUUAAUGAAUGGUGCACCAACGUGUGUUUGCGUAA
This is a messenger RNA of Panicum hallii, 1028 nucleotides long. Its product is annotated as protein TIC 21, chloroplastic-like. The record is from RefSeq and is a predicted model, not a curated record. The transcript has 4 exons. NCBI's taxonomy places the organism in Eukaryota, Viridiplantae, Streptophyta, Magnoliopsida, Poales, Poaceae. Bases 48 to 905 code for a protein of 285 amino acids.